This is a messenger RNA of Caenorhabditis briggsae, 1488 nucleotides long. The transcript has 12 exons. NCBI's taxonomy places the organism in Eukaryota, Metazoa, Nematoda, Chromadorea, Rhabditida, Rhabditidae. Bases 1 to 1488 code for a protein of 495 amino acids. The record is from RefSeq and is a predicted model, not a curated record.
AUGGAUUUAAGCUCUAGUAGUUCCUCGCACAGCGACAAUGAAGAUUUGGAAAAUAAAGAAGAAACUGCUCAACAAUGGAUAUACCGACACCUCGUGGAGUUUACUAAUUGUGAAGAUAGCUCUGCCAAGAGUUUAGUAGAAGGAGAUGUUGCUCCGCUUAUCCAGCUUGUUACCGAUAUGGCACAGACCAUGUGCUUGUUUGUGACUGCUACUAAACCAGUAGUUCUGGACUUCUCUGCGAUAGCAGCAGAGCCAAUACCUUUACCAGUUCCGGAGGAAACAAAAACCGCCAAGAAGAAAAUGAAGAAGAAAGGGAAAUUGAAAGCUUUGAAAAAGAAGAAAAAUAAAACUAAAGGAUCAAAGAAAGCUUUGAAGUUGAAGAAGAAGGAGAAAAACGUCCCAGUGAUUGUUGAGCCACCACCACCCGUUGUAGAUGCUACAGUCGAUAUGAUUUUUGAGUGGUGGACCCAUCUUGAUAUCCCUCCCCACGAACAAUUUAUGUUCGUCAUUCCGAAAAGUCGAGUUCCAAAUGUGGAGGCCAAAUUCGACGAAUUAUAUCAUGUUGGGUUCAUGAAGAACCGGAAGUUAUUGAAGGCAGCGUUAUCAUGUUUGGAUACGGUUUUCUAUGAUAAAACAUCGUUUGCAAUGAAGAUUGAUUUGUUAUUGCUUAUCAACGAGAUUGAAGAUAGAAAGAUGUCAAAGGAAUUGGUUUUUGAGAGAUUCAUUUUGGAAAACAUUGCAAGAAAUUUCAACCUCAAUGGUCGAAUACGUAACAUCGAUUCGGACGCAAGAUCAAUAACCUUGAUCUUGUCACAGACAAUUCAAACUUUCUGUUUUCAACCUGAUAUGGGAGAGAGGACGAAACUUUUGAUACAGUUAUCAUUUUUUGAUAUAGAGUUUCUCGGUUCAUUCCCUGAUAUAAGAGUGACAGCAGCGAGAUUGGAAAAAGCUCUUGACCAUAUAUCUCUUCUCCAAUUUUUGUACAAAGAAGAAAUCAGUGAAUGGACUCGUAAGACAUACUUGUAUUUGUUGGAUUUAUUCUCGACCAUUUUGGCUCAUGAAAUUACAAAGAAAUCACAAUACAUGACAAACUACAGUCCGGAGAACAAAGUGGAGCCAAUUUGUGUCAGUUUCAAAAAAGUCGUUCAAAAACUUGUUUUAGUGAGUAGAGAGGUUUUCGAAACUCAAGAAGAUUGGUCGGCAACGAAUAAAGUGUCAUUUUCGUUCUACAUUGUUGGAAUCCUCGAAGAAGAGAUAGACAGUAUAAUAGAAAAAGUUCAAGAAAUGAACAGCGAAGCCAGAGACAUGAGUUUGGACAGAAGUGCCAUGCAAGCAACAAAAGUGAUUCUUACGGAACUGGAUGCUUAUCUUCAAGAAAAAUGUCUUGAAAGUGCUGUGGAGAGUGGAAAUUUGGAAUCACUUCGAAGUCUUGCUGCAACUAUUGUGAAACAUAAUAAGCGUCUGGAAAGAGUUGUGGCUUUAUACUGA